CGACCUCCAAAUGGUGCAUGCGUCGAUAAUAAUAACGAUCACGCGAGCAAAGCUCGCGCAAAAAUCAUAAAAAUGUUCGAAAAUUUGUUGUACUGCGUCUUUUCUGAACCAGUAGUAUAUAACCUUCCCUUCUGAGGUGUUCUUCUCCUUGAUAGCCUAUCCAUCUUUCGAUCCCAGUUCACAGCCGCAAUCAACGUUUACUCCUCGAGAGUGUAAGAGCUGACCGAAAUGGGAUCAAUAUCUCUGUUGACUGUGGUUGUAUUGGCUAUUGCUGUCAAUUACGCGAAUUCCAUGCGAGGCACUCGCACCCCACAAAUGCGAACCGAUCCAAGACGGCCCAUCCUCAGACGGAUAUUAACGUUCGAUAGUACCAUGCCUGGUAAUCCACCGUCCAGUGACCUGAAUGAAAACAUCCGAAGAGUGUUGUUUGUGAUCGACAGGAACAUGAACCCAAGUCAGCAGUCAUCGGUCGACCCUUGUCGGCAGUACCAGCUCGUCAAGGAGAGGCAACCAAACGAGGCUACAGCGAAUACCCAAACUUCCCGCAGCACACGGCGUAGCCGCAGCAAUAAUAACCCGGACCCUUUGACGCCCAACGCGGAGUUGGCCAUGUCGGGCUGCAGCACGGCCGUCAACGCUUUCCUAGCUCUCCCCCCCGCCUACAGGACCGCUUGUCCCAAAGUCCGAAAUGCCGCCUGCAAAAACAUCGACAGUUAUUUGACAUGCGCUGUACUCAUCCCCACCUAUGCACUCGGGUGCAUAUACACGGGCUUGACGUAUCUUUCUCUGAAGAGGUGCGCGGAUCACGCCAUCCAAGAGCGGGACCGAGCGGCACGAGAAGCGCGGGAGGCUGAAAUGAUCAGGGUUCAACAAAGGCAGUUGAGCGAGCGUGCACGAGCUGUCGCGGCGGCCAACGCAGCAGCGUACCCACCCGCCCCGGUUGCGUCGGCACCGGCGGGGCCUCGAACAAGUGGCCAAGGAGGUGGCCGAAGAGCUAGUCCACCCUCCACUGCUGCAGGGCCGCCUUAUUUCAUCGGGCGAAACAGCCAGGACUUUUCCGGACCCUCUCGUCCGGCGGGAGCCGACCGUAGUAGUUCAUCAGGUUGAGGUUCAGACACAUAUUGGUAAUGUAGCAUCGCGUCCUUGCCCUAGUAGCAGAACCACAGAAAGAAAAGAUAAAUGAAGACUUAUCAUCAAUAACGUGCUGAGUGCCAAAAAAUGGA
Molecule: messenger RNA, 1223 nt
Organism: Bemisia tabaci
Lineage: Eukaryota; Metazoa; Arthropoda; Insecta; Hemiptera; Aleyrodidae
Source: RefSeq, a predicted model, not a curated record